Molecule: messenger RNA, 3680 nt
Organism: Salvelinus namaycush (lake trout)
Lineage: Eukaryota; Metazoa; Chordata; Actinopteri; Salmoniformes; Salmonidae
Product: dipeptidyl aminopeptidase-like protein 6
Exons: 25
Coding region: 1-2304 (767 amino acids)
Biological process (GO): proteolysis
Molecular function (GO): serine-type peptidase activity; dipeptidyl-peptidase activity
Source: RefSeq, a predicted model, not a curated record
AUGGUAUCUGGAGACAGUGUGACUCCUGACAAGGUGGAGUACACCCCCAUUGAGGGAUCAUCAGUGUCUCUGAGCUUUGCAGAUGAUAGCCUUGCCCUCAAGAAGAAAGUCACCAUUGAGGAUGUCUUCGGAGGAGAUCUUCACGUGCACGACCCCGACGCUACAUGGCUCAGUGACAAUGUACUGCUGUAUCGAACACGAGAAGGGGACGUGGUCAAACUCAACAUCGAAACACAGGAGAGGGUAAUUUUGGUGGAGAACAGGAAGUUUGAAAUGUUCAAAGCCACCAAGUACCACAUAUCUCCAGACCUGGAACAUGUGUUGUUGGCCUACAACGUGGCCCCAGUCUACCAGCACUCCUACAUGGCCUUCUACAUCAUCUGUAGUCUCAUCACCCCGGAGACAUGGAGUCUGAAUCCUCCUGAGGUACGGAACGCCCCGCUGCAGUAUGCUGGAUGGGGACCUAAGGGCCAACAGCUGAUCUUUAUCUUUGAGAACAACAUCUACUACAGAGCAACGGUGGAGAGCAGGACCAUUCGCCUGGUGUCCACAGGGAAGGAGGGAGUCAUCUUCAACGGCCUGAGUGACUGGCUGUAUGAGGAGGAGAUCCUUCAGACCCACAUAGCCCAUUGGUGGUCUCCAGAUGGUCUCAGACUGGCCUACGCCACCAUCAACGACACCCUGGUGCCCAAGAUGGAGGUCCCUAUUUUCACUGGCGCCCCGUAUCCAAUUGGGCUGGAGUACCAUUACCCCAAGGCUGGGGAGGAGAACCCUGUAGUACACCUGUCUGUGGUGAGUUUGAACGGCCCCCUUCACACGGUGGAGAUGAAGAAACCAGACGACCCCAGGAUAGGAAUGGAAUAUUACAUCACAAUGGUUAUGUGGGCCACCACCACCAAGCUGGCAGUCAAUUGGCUGAACAGAGCCCAGAACAACUCCAUAUUGACACUGUGUGAGGCCACCACAGGAAUCUGCACUAAGAAACAUGAGGAUGAAAGUGAUAGCUGGCUACACAAACAGAACGAAGCGCCACUCUUCUCCCAUGAUGGAUACAAGUUCUUCUUUACCAGAGCUAUACCUCAGGGUGGGAGGGGCAAGUUCUUCCAUAUCUCCAUGUCAACCUCCCAGCCCAACACCAGCACAGACACUCUGCAGUCCCUGACAUCAGGAGACUGGGACGUUACUCAGAUACUAGCCUACAGCCAGGACAAGCAGCUCAUAUACUUUUUGAGCACAGAGGAUGAUCCAAAACGACGACACCUCUACAGUGCGGACACUACAGGCCCGUUUAACCGCCGCUGUCUGUCAUGUGAGUUCAAGUGUGGCUAUGUGGACGGCUCCUUCAGCCACAACAUGCAGUACUUCCUGCUCAACUGUAAAGGCCCCGAUGUACCCAGUGUUGCCAUCUACAGCACAAAAGACAGACAGAAGGUCCUGGACCUGGAGACUAACGAGGGAGUGAAUAACACGUACCACAGCAUGCAGAUGCCCAAAGUGGAGUACGAGACCAUCACCAUAGACGAUUACACUCUGACGAUGCAGAUUCUGAAGCCAGCUGGUUUCAUAGACACAGCUCACUACCCCCUCCUGCUACUAGUGGACGGAACACCUGGUGGACAGAUGGUGACAGAGCAGUUCCGUGUGGACUGGGCCACGGUGCUGGUGAGCAGUUAUAGCACCAUUGUGAUCCGCUUUGACGGCCACGGGUCCGGGUUCCAGGGCACCAACCUCCUCCACCGCAUCAGGAGGAAACUGGGCGUGAUCGAGGAGAGGGACCAGAUGGAGGCCCUCAGACUGAUAUCGAAAGAAAUGUACAUCGACAAAAGUCGAAUUGGAGUAUAUGGAAAGGUUUAUGGAGGAUAUUUAGCCACCCUGCUUUUAAGUUCUGAAGACUCCCUGCUUAAAUGUGGAGCAGCCGUCUCGCCCAUCACAGAUUUCAAGUUGUAUGCUUCAGCAUUUUCAGAGAGAUACCUUGGAUCACCAAAGACAGACUCUCGAGUAUACUCGGUGGCAAGUUUAGCACACCGGGCAGCUCACCUAAUGGACAGGAAGUACAUGAUCAUCCAUCCAACUGCUGAUGAGAAAGUCCAUUUCCAGCACUCUGCAAAAUUCAUCAACCAUUUAAUCAAUGAGAAGGCAAAUUACUCUCUACAGAUCUACCCAGAUGAGGGACACUUCCUGCAUAGCGAUGGCACACGGCAACACCUGAGCCAAUCACUAGUUAACUUCUUUGAGGAGUGUUUCCGACUGCCGGACUUACCAAGCGAGGACAAGAAGGACAAGGAGGAUGAGGGAGAUGUUUAAACCAGCUGACACGUGGUUAACACUCCAGCUACCACAGCACAAUAUGCAACAAAUCCUUCUCAACUCAUUACCCUCACCCCUAGCCUGGCCCAGAUCUGUUUGUGCUGUCUUGCCAACUCUGAUGGUCAGCUGUGACAAUGCUCAUUUAGAGUUGGCAUUGGCAAGCCAGAUCUAGGAGCAGGCCAACCUACUCCACCCUCUGUAUAAUUUGGGCUCCUCUUUAGAGCACAGUACCUGCAUGUACCAAGGACCUCACACCUCGCUCUUCAUCUUUAUUCUUCAUCACUUUUGGUUGGGUGACAACUGGACUGGCUAGCAAGACAUCUCCAUCAUGGAUGUUGACUUUGGUAAAUAAAAUAAAAAUGUCUUAGUAGUGAACAAGUUAUUUUUUGGGGACCAAUAAUCUUGUCACUGAAGAACCCUCUAGUAACCCCCCUUGUGGACAGCUAAAGUAGUGAACCACCACUCCAACCGGCAUCUAUUGAGGGAUGCAUUUCCUCUCCCACCACACACACAAGUAAAUAUAUAGUGGGCAUUUUCAUUGCAGUAAACAUGGAAGAGCUACCUGUUGUUGACUCCACCAUCCACCAGAGUUUGUGUCCAUGAUUCUGAUGUUAAAACAGCAGCACACAGAACAACUUAUUUCUCUUAAUUGCUGUUGGUAAUGUUCAAUAUGUCUUUCAGUAAGUAAUGUGGCUUUGAGUUAAUGUAUGGUGGUCACAUCGGCCCAUGAUUUCCUUUCCAAAUGAGUGAGGGUACAAAGUUAAAGUAAUACAUUUUUUCACUCCUGUCAUUUGGAGAGGCGCUCUAGUGUUAUGGAAGGGCACAAUUCAAUCCGUAGCGCUGAAGAUCUGUGCUAAAGUGCAACUUCUGAAUGUGGGAACAUUGCUUUAAAAUGACUAUCGCGCUGUAGUGCAGGUUCUUCAGUGCUACUGAUUGAGUCGAGUGCUUAGUCACUGUGCCUUACUACUGGGGGUAGACAUAUUCAUGUCAAGGACUGUAACAUUUCAUUUUUCAUCUAAGAAAGAUUUGGACAUUGGACAUAAUUUACUUGAGUUGAAUCAUUGCUCAGACCAGUCCAUAAGGUUGAAAAUGUAAUGCGAUUUUAUAACUCCCAUUAUAAAAGUGUACUAUUAUUCUUGUAUAAUAGACACAAACCUGACAGUUCUGGCUGUUGUAACUACAUCAAAAGGAUCAUGAGGCAUAUUCAGUGUAGGUUUUAGAGAGUUAAUGUUUGGUUCUCUGUCAGCUCAUUUAAAUGAAGUGUUCAGUGGCUUGACCGUCUGUCCCCAUGACCUCACUUCUGUUGUCAGCUGUUUUACAAAAUGUUGAAAAGUCUAACUAGAACUGUGUGUGUGUGACUUGUACAUAAAGCA